Molecule: messenger RNA, 1781 nt
Organism: Owenia fusiformis
Lineage: Eukaryota; Metazoa; Annelida; Polychaeta; Sabellida; Oweniidae
Source: the annotation of a GenBank genome assembly
AGACAAGCAUAUUAACAAGAUUUGGGUCGGCCAAAGAAUAAAAUAUGAAGUUCGUAUUAUGUUUGGUAGUUCUGUCUUUUAGCAGUGGGUCUCUCUAUGCCAAGGAUCCUGUACAGAUAUUGGACUAUGAGAAACUAUUCGGACUCAGUGAUAAAGAGGAAGAACAAAAAUAUAUAUGUUCAGAUAUCGUCUUCGCAUUGGACAGUUCGUGCAGUGUAAAACGACCAGAUCGGAUAAAUAUGAUUACCGUAAUUGAGAAUGUGGUGAAGGGAGCAAAAGUCCAUCCAAACCUAGCCAGGUUUGGUCUUGUGAGAUUUGACUAUGGCGCAACAAAGAUAUUUGGUUUAGGGGAGUAUUUCAGCGCUGAAGAGAUCUUGAAGAAGUUAUCAGAUGUUAAAAAAGAGUACUCAUUGAGAAGAACAAUAGCUGAAAAAUGUAAAACGUUCACGUGGGAAGCGCUUAGGAUGGUUCGAGUUGAUGAUGAUCUCCUCGGUAGUGAAAAGAGGUACAAUGAGAAAACGGGAGAAGAACGAAAGCGAGUAGUUGUGAUCAUGACUGAUGGGCGUCCAUAUAAUACUUCAGGGCCAGAGAAUGAAGAAGCAGUGAAAGCCCUCACACUGAAAGAAGGAAAUCUGAACACAGAGAACGGAAUACAGUCGAUGGUUGUUCAAGUUCCACACAUGAGAAUAUUGGAAAAUGACACUGAUAUAUUUACCAAACUUGUAACCAAGAAAGAAUGGUUCAUCCAGAUUGCCGUCGGUGUCGAUUUACAGGAUGCAGGGAAAUAUUUUUUCCAUGAGCUUGUGAAGAAUAAUGGAUGUAGCUAUAAAUGUCUUGGGAAGAUUGAUCUUUGUUUUGUGAUGGACCGCAGUGACAGUAUUCUGGAACCUGACAUCAAGAAAACAAAGGAAUUCUUCCAAGACUUAGGUGAUUCUUUUCUUGUGGGCUAUGACGGAAAUAAAAAGGGAACAAAAUUUACGAAUGCAAUGAUUGGAGCACUGAGCUACAACCAAUGGGUAUCCACACACUUCAUGGGAUAUCAAUGCAAGGAUAAUGCAUGCGUUCGUAGAAAUAUAGGAAACAUCCCCGCAACAAACAAUAGAUAUACCGAGACUGACCUGGCCCUAAAAGCGGUCCUUGACACAUGUCUCGACAAAUUCAGUACAAGGGGAUACGGUAUAUCCAGAGUGGCUAUACUAGCAACAGAUGGAAACACGUGGAAGACUGAUGCAAAAUCUAUUAAUUCAGCCCGGACUAUUGCGAUGGCAAAUAAACUUAGAGAAGCUGGAAUUGAUGUAGAGGUUAUUGGACUCCCAAACUAUCAAGAAAUCCCUGGAAUUAACGAAUGGAAACAAACAGCAAGUCAUUUUGUAUUUGAUUUGCGUCGCAUAGCAGGUGCAGAUCACAGUUCAAAUUGGACUAUGCCGACAUUUGAAGACUUGAAGGCAAUAAAUGGUAUAGUCGCUAGAAAAAUAUGUAAGGAAUAUACGGAUGUUGGGAAUGACAUUUGAAUAAAGAGCCACUCUGAGAGCAUAAAAAGUGACAUGUGACAAGUUGUUUGUUGAUUGAAUCUUUUAUAAUUGUUGAAUCCUUUUGUUAUUGAAUGAUAUGUGUGUAUUGUGAAAUUGCACUGCGAUAUGUUGUGCUGCAAACGGCUGUACUACAUUUCCCUUUGAUAUAUGUGUGUAUUGUGUCAUUGCAUUGCGAUAUGUUGUGUUGCAAACGGCUGUACUACAUUUCCAUUUGAUAUAUGUGUGUAUUGUGUCAUUGCGUUACGAUAU